Molecule: messenger RNA, 4499 nt
Organism: Salarias fasciatus (jewelled blenny)
Lineage: Eukaryota; Metazoa; Chordata; Actinopteri; Blenniiformes; Blenniidae
Gene: ankfy1
Product: ankyrin repeat and FYVE domain containing 1
Exons: 25
Coding region: 73-3573 (1166 amino acids)
Molecular function (GO): protein binding; metal ion binding
Source: RefSeq, a predicted model, not a curated record
CUUGAACGCAGCGCCGCCGCCUAGUCGUAUCGCGAUAGACACCGUCAGGCCACGGAGCUAACGCUGAGCAACAUGGCGGAAGAGGAGGUGGCCAAGCUGCAGAAGCACCUGGCCCUGCUCAGGCAGGAGUACGUGAAGAUGCAGCAGAAGUUGGCCGACACAGAGCGGCGCUGUGCCAUGCUCGCCGCUCAGGGCUCUGGUCAGGGCUCAUCCAGCCCCGCAGCGGGAGAGUCCUUCAUUAGCCGCCUGCUGGACAUCGUGGCCGACCUUUACCAGCAGGAGCAGUACAGUGAUCUGAAGGUGAAAGUGGCCGGAGAGCAGUUCAAUGCCCAUAAAUUUGUGUUGGCCGCACGCAGCGAGGUCUGGAGUCUGGCGAACAUGGCCUCCACCUCAGAACUGGACCUGACCGAUUGCAAACCUGAAGUUGCCAUGGCAAUGCUGCGCUGGGCCUACACCGACGACUUGGAACUGAGUGAAGACGACGCCUUUCUCAUCGACCUGAUGAAGCUGGCAAACCGCUUCCAGCUGCAGCUGCUCAGAGAGAGGUGUGAAAAAGGCGUCAUGUCCUCAGUUAAUGUCAGGAACUGCAUCCGCUUCUACCAGACAGCCGAGGAGCUAAAUGCCACCACCCUGAUGAAUUACUGCGGGGAGAUUAUCGCCAGUCACUGGGAUGAUUUACGGAAAGAAGAUUUCAGCACCAUGAGUGCCCAGCUCCUGUACAAGAUGAUCAAAUCAAAAACAGAGUUUCCUCUCCACAAAGCCAUCAAAGUUGAGCGAGAAGACGUUGUCUUUUUGUAUCUCAUCGAGAUGGACUCACAGUUACCAGGCAAGCUAAACGAACUAGACAACAAUGGUGACCUGGCACUCGACCUAGCUCUAUCCCGUAAAUUGGAAAGCAUCGCCACCACUCUGGUGAACAACAAAGCUGAUGUGGACAUGGUGGAUCAGAGUGGCUGGAGCCUCCUCCAUAAAGCCAUCCAAAGAGGCGAUGAGUUUGCCUCCAUCUUCCUGAUACGCCACUCGGCUCAGGUCAACGCUGCCACUGUGGGGGCGGUGGAAACCCCACUUCACCUGGUCUGCUCUUUCAGUCCCAAGAAACACUCUGCAGACGUGAUGGGCGGCAUGGCACGGAUCGCCGAGGCGCUGCUGAAGACGGGAGCCAACCCCAACAUGCAGAACAGCAGGGGCCGAACUCCGCUGCAUGAAGCUGUGGCGUCAGGGAACGAGCCAGUGUUCAACCAGCUGCUACAGUGCAAACAGCUGGAUCUGGAACUCAAAGACCAUGAAGGCAGCACGGCUCUGUGGCUCGCACUGCAGUAUAUCACCAUGUCCUCGGACCCCUCGGUCAACCCGUUCGAGGACGACGCACCAGUCGUGAACGGCACGUCGUUUGACGAGAACAGUUUUGCUGCUCAGCUCAUCCAGAGAGGAAGCAACCCCGACGCGCCCGACGCCUCCACAGAAAACUGCCUCUUGCAGAGAGCAGCCCGCUCAGGCAAUGAGGCGGCGGCUCUGUUCCUCGCUACCCACGGGGCAAAGGUCAACCAUGUUAACAAAUGGGGCGAGAGCCCACUUCACACAGCUUGUCGCAGCGGCCUGGCCAGCCUGACAGCCGAGCUCCUCCAGCAAGGCGCCAAUCCCAACCUACAGACCCAGAAGACUCUGCCUGACGACACCAUUGAUGUGGCUCAGCAGACGCCGCUUCACAUGGCCAUUGCUCACAAUCACCCAGACGUGGUUUCGGUCAUUCUGGAGCAAAAAGCCAAUGCACUUCAUGCUACCAACAACUUCCAGAUCAUUCCAGACUUCAGUCUUAAAGACUCCAUGGACCAGACAGUCUUGGGCUUGGCCCUCUGGACAGGUAUGCACACUAUAGCAGCUCAGCUGCUGGGCUCAGGGGCUUCUAUCAAUGAUACCAUGUCCAACGGACAAACUCUGCUUCACAUGGCCAUCCAAAGACAGGACAGCAAGAGUGCCCUCUUCCUUCUUGAGCAUCAAGCGGACAUCAACGUCAGGACCCAGGACGGACAAACAGCACUACAGUUGGCUAUCAGUAACCAGCUGCCCCUGGUGGUGGAUGCCAUUUGCACAAGAGGAGCCGACAUGUCUGUGGUGGAUGACAAGGGAAACCCUCCGUUGUGGCUGGCACUGGAGAAUGGCCUGGAGGAUAUUGCAUCCACACUGGUGCGUCAUGGUUGCGAUGCGACCUGCUGGAGCACGGGGCCGUCCGGCUGCCUGCAGACUCUCCUGCACAGAGCUGUCGACGAGAACAACGAAGUGUGCGCGUGCUUCCUCAUCCGCAGUGGGUGUGAUGUGAACAGUCCCAGACGCCCCGGUCCCAACGGGGAAGGAGACGAAGAAGCCCGAGAUGGACAAACGCCCCUCCACCUGGCGAGCAGCUGGGGGCUGGAGGAGGUGGUGCAGUGCCUUCUAGAGUUUGGAGCUAAUGUUAAUGCACAGGAUGCGGAGGGCAGAGCUCCUGUCCAUGCUGCCAUUAGCAACCAGCACAACGUCAUCAUACAGCUGCUCAUUUCUCACCCAGACAUUCGCCUCAACCUCCGCGACCGUCAAGGAAUGACUCCGUUCGCCUGUGCCAUGACGCACAAAAAUAAUAAAGCAGCGGAGGCUAUCCUCAAGAGGGAGCCGGGCGCUGCUGAACAGGUGGACAACAAAGGGCGUAAUUUCCUCCACGUGGCCGUGCAAAAUUCAGACAUCGAGAGUGUCUUGUUCCUCAUCAGCGUCCAAGCCAACGUCAACUCCAGAGUGCAGGACGCCGCCAAGCUCACCCCUCUCCACCUGGCCGUCCAGGCCGGAUCUGAGAUCAUCGUCCGCAACUUGCUGCUCGCCGGAGCCAAAGUAAAUGAGCUGACUAAACACAGACAGACAGCGCUGCAUUUGGCUGCUCAACAGGAUCUGGCCACAAUUUGCUCAGUGUUGCUGGAGAACGGAGUCGAUUUUGCUGCUGAGGAUGAGAAUGGCAACAAUGCUUUGCAUCUGGCUGUGAUGCAGGGUCGCCUUAACAAUGUCAGAGCCCUUCUCACAGAGUCCAACAUUGAUGCCGAGGCUUUUAAUCUCAGGGGUCAGUCACCAAUGCACGUGCUCGGUCAUUAUGGGAAAGAGAACGCUGCUGCCAUUUUCGAGCUGUUCCUGGAGUGUAUGCCUGAAUAUCCUCUGGACAAACCAGACAACGAAGGGAAUACAGUUCUGCUCCUGGCCUACAUGAAAGGAAAUGCGAACCUGUGCCGUGCCAUCGUGAGGGCAGGGGCUCGACUGGGUGUCAAUAAUAAUCAGGGCAUUAACAUUUUCAACUACCAAGUUGCAACCAAACAGUUGCUUUUCCGCCUUUUAGAUAUGUUGUCCAAAGAGCCCCCUUGGUGUGAUGGAUCUAACUGCUAUGAAUGUGCUGCCAAGUUUGGUGUAACAACACGGAAACAUCACUGCCGCCACUGUGGGCGCCUGUUGUGCCACAAGUGCUCUAUAAAGGAGAUACCCAUCAUCAAGUUUGAUUUGAACAAGCCGGUGAGAGUGUGCGACAUCUGCUUCGACGUACUAACUCUGGGCGGCGUAUCGUAAUGCUUCGGCCGGGAUACGUUCCACCCCUCUGGCUGUGACGACACAAGGCUCUACUCGGCACCAGAAGAAAAGACAUCCGUAGCAGGACAUACUAACAAGAGAUUCCAAGUUAUGGACCAUGAUCUUUAUACUAUUCCAGUCCAUGAACAACUAUACAUGUUCUAGAGGGAUGGUUCAGAUAGAAAGUGAAACAUUGUUUUUUUUUUCUGUUUGUUUCUGUUUAAAUCAAAGUAUCUUGAAGUGGAUCUAAAUGGCUCUCCAGCUCAGUGACGGCUGGACUUCCAUCAGUUUUCAUGCUCAGUGAUGUUUGUGACGAUUGACUCCAAUCGUCACAAUCAGGUAGCUCUCGAACGCCGACAUUUCAAUCCUGUGAGACGAUCUCCUUUUGGAAGGGGUUUUCCUUUUCUCUGUUGGGAUAUAUCCACAUCAGCGGGAUUCACACUAACACACCCAAAGAAAGCGCUACAAAAUCUUUCGUUUGGCUCAUUAAAAAAAAAAAAAAAGGAAGAAGUUGAGGCUGCUGUCAACAAAGAGUAGAAAGACUUGGAAAUAACACUAGAUCAUGAGAUCUACAAGGACUGAAUAAUCUACAUGUUCUGUAAUCAUUUAUGAUUUGCUGUCUGGUUACCCUUAUUCAAUAUUCCCUGGAUAACAGUGUGCAAGUAAAAAGGAUUAAAAGGGAAAACUAUUAUUUUUUUCCAAAAGCUUCACUGGAAGAAAAAAAAGGAUUUUCAGUGAGAAUCACAACUGUAACUUCAAAAUCAUGUGAAAUAAUGACAGGUGAGAAAUGACGCUCUCAUCCAUGCAACUGUUCAAUCGAAUGGAAUAGGCCAAAUGAAAUGCAGUGCUUGGUUCUGACUGUGGCAAGUUUGAUGACUUCAGAGAAGAAGGAACAUAAAUGUAGUCCCGAAAACAAAAACAGAUUU